GUUUAUCUCCUGUCACUCCUAACCCCAGGAGCCCCAAGCCGAGCUCCGCUCGUACCGAGCUCUAGAGCCCGACUCCUUGCCCUUCUCUGGUCGCAGCCGCCGCUGCCGAAGCUGCCACGCGCCGCCGCCGCCGCUGCUGCUUCUCCUCCUCCUCCUCCUCCUCUUCCUCCUCCUCGGUUGCGGCCACUUCCGCCUGAGCUGGACGACCCGAGCUGCUGCCGCUGCUGUCCAGGAGCCUCCAUAGGCCCUCCACUGCCCUGUGCCGCACGCCAGCCUCACGGGAAGCAUGUUGCCCAACACCGGAAAAUUAGCAGGAUGUACUCUUUUUAUCACGGGUGCAAGCCGUGGCAUUGGCAAAGCAAUUGCAUUGAAAGCUGCAAAAGAUGGGGCAAAUAUUGUUAUUGCUGCAAAGACUACCCAGGCCCAUCCUAAACUUCCAGGCACCAUCUAUACUGCUGCUGAAGAAAUUGAAGCUGUUGGAGGAAAGGCCUUACCAUGUGUUGUUGAUGUGAGAGAUGAACAGCAAAUCAGUGAUGCAGUAGAGAAAGCCAUACAGAAGUUCGGAGGAAUUGACAUUUUGGUAAACAAUGCUAGUGCGAUCAGCUUAACCAACACACUGGAAACACCAACAAAGAGAGUGGAUUUGAUGAUGAGUGUCAACACCAGAGGAACCUAUCUUGCAUCAAAAGCAUGUAUUCCUUAUUUGAAAAAGAGUAAAAUUGCUCACAUCCUAAACCUCAGCCCACCACUAAACCUGAAUCCAAUCUGGUUCAAACAACACUGUGCUUAUACUAUUGCUAAAUAUGGCAUGUCUAUGUGUGUACUUGGAAUGGCAGAAGAAUUUAAAGGAGAAAUUGCUGUCAAUGCUUUGUGGCCUAAAACAGCCAUACAUACUGCUGCUAUGGAUAUGAUGGGAGGAGCUGGUGUUGAAAGCCAAUGCAGAAAAGCUGACAUCGUUGCCGAUGCUGCAUAUUCCAUCUUCAGUAAACCAAAAAGUUUCACUGGCAAUUUUAUUAUCGAUGAAAAUCUAUUAAAGGAAGAAGGAAUUAAAAAUUUUGAUGUCUAUGCAGUUAAACCAGGCCACCCUUUAUUACCAGAUUUCUUUGUGGAUGAAUACCCUGAAAUGGUUACCAAGGAAGUGGAAAAACAAGUUAGAACUUGGACAUCUGGUAUUCAGAAGGAGAAAGUUCUUUCAAGUAACCAGUUUCCAGGUAAACGUUCAGAUGCAGCUCCAACAGCAAAAGAUUUGAAACAGUAUCUACAACAACCAAAAUUAGCUGCUGGAGCAGUUGAAGAAACAUUUAAAAUUCUUAAGACAGCUCUCAGUGAAGAUAUUGUGAAAGCUACUCAGGCAAUUUAUCUAUUUGAACUCUCUGGUGAAGAUGGUGGAACUUGGUACCUUGAUCUUAAAAACAAUGGUGGGAGUGCUGGGUCUGGACAGCCUAGUGAACCAGUAGAUGUGGUAUUGACCAUGACCACUAGUGAUUUUGUGAAAAUGUUUUUGGGAAAACUAAAGCCAACAAGGGCAUUCUUAUCAGGGAAGUUGAAGAUUAAAGGUAAUAUGGCUCUAGCAAUCAAGUUGGAAAGGUUGAUGACUCAGAUGAACUCCAGACUGUGAUGGGAAUGGAGUUCUUUUUCCAUAUGUAAACCAUUUGGCCUUAAAGAGUAAAAACUUCAUUGUUUAAAAUACUACUGUUUACUUUGUUUUGCCUAUCUGUAACAUAAAGAAACAUUUGUCAUAGUGAAAAUUUGACUUUUAUGUCCAUAUAACUUGAUAAUUAAAUCUUAAUAUGGUUCUAGCUUAGUUAAAUGGAACCAUAGGGUACUAUUGUUUCUUACAUAUUCCUAAUAGAGAAAUAUUGGAUCUACCAAACCAGCUGGCUGAAUUUUCAUUUGUCACUAAGUAUAGGCCAGAGAAAUUCUCUUUGUUAGGAUUAGGUACAUAAAAUCAUAUUUGAUCUUAUGGAUCAGAAGUCAAAUUGGAUAUCUUUAUAGCUUUAUUCCAGAUACUACAAGCAAACUAAUUGAAAUUGAGGGUUUUUAAAAACUUGGUAUUAAUGAAAGUCUUUGCUGAUAUUUCGGAUUUUUAAAUAGUUAUAUUUUUAAGGAGAUCAUCAGUAAUGUUAACAUCUAAUGAAAUUUAAAAUAUGCUGGGGUUUUUUGUUUGUUAUUAUUGACUUGUCUGGUGCAAAACAUCUACAAAAAACAAUUUAAAUGUAAAUCAACUAAUUGUAAUAUGAGUUAUGCUCACUGUUAUGUGUAAAUGCUCUGAAAUAAACUAACUUUCCCACCUGGUCUAUAUAA
This is a messenger RNA of Phascolarctos cinereus (koala), 2304 nucleotides long. The record is from RefSeq and is a predicted model, not a curated record. Lineage: Eukaryota; Metazoa; Chordata; Mammalia; Diprotodontia; Phascolarctidae.